This is a messenger RNA of Esox lucius (northern pike), 1781 nucleotides long. It is a transcript of the gene dek, whose product is annotated as DEK proto-oncogene. Gene Ontology annotation, biological process: regulation of double-strand break repair; chromatin organization. Lineage: Eukaryota; Metazoa; Chordata; Actinopteri; Esociformes; Esocidae. Bases 107 to 1504 code for a protein of 465 amino acids. Gene Ontology annotation, cellular component: nucleus. Gene Ontology annotation, molecular function: histone binding; DNA binding. The record is from RefSeq and is a predicted model, not a curated record. The transcript has 12 exons.
AGAUCCAUAAAAAAACACAAAGAAGAAGAAGAAAGUUCCGCCCACACUGAAACCCGCCAUCUCCAUUUCGAAGCUGAUCCAAUCCUGGUUGGUGUCUGAUAAGGUCAUGUCAGCGGAUGUUACCAAGUGCACUGACGUAACUAAAAACAUGGAUGAAAAGAUGGAGGGUUGCCCCUUGUCAGAGGAGAGAGAUGAGAAGGAACCAACAGACAUGGAAGACUCACCAGAAAAGCCUCAGAAACCACAAAAUGAAAUAAGGAGAGACAUAAGUCUCUCUCAAAUAGUUGAAGGGAAGAGGGAGAAGAAGUUGGUGAAAAGACUUGAUUUUCAGGUUGUGAAACCGAAGAGGGUGCUGAAAGUUGAAAUUGGUAGCGGAGAUAAAUUGGGAGACAUUGCACGAGUUAAUCACCAGCUUGGAAAGCUGAAGGUCCCAGAUCUAAAACCCCUUCAUAUCAUUCUCUUUGAUAUGCCAGGUAAGAUUGCCACAAUGAGGAAAAACAUGCGGCUCUUCAAUGGAUUCCCGUUUGAGGUUGACAGUGAUCCCUAUUUAAAGAAAAAGGAGAGGAUGAUGAAGUUAACAUGCGCCAAGUUGAGGACCAUCUGCACGGUGUUGGACCUGGAGAAGGGAGGAAACCAGUCGGUCCUCAUCGACCGAAUAAUACAUUUCCUCAUGAGUCCCAGAAUAUCAGGAAAACCUGUGAUGUCUAAGCGGAAGAAGAAGUCAAAAAAGAACAUCUCAACCAAAGACUCUAAGAGCAAGACUAAGGCAAAGAGUACAUCCAGUAGCCCUCGGAAAGCCAAAGCAGAGAGCAAGUCUAAAGCCAUCGUCACGGACUCUAGCAGUGACGACGAUGAUGAUGGUGAGCCAGGGGUCACGGCAGAAGUAGAGAAGUCGAUCAGCGAAAAGAAGAGUGGGAUAUCCAGAAUGAAGGAGAAAGUGUUGACUGAUGAUUCUGAUGACGAUGACAAUGAGGAGGAUGAGGACGUCAAGUCAAAGCCAGCAGCCAAGAGUAAGAGAACCCCCGCCAAGAAGCAUGCACCACCAGCAAAAAAGACAGCGCCUGCCAGAAAGAAGAUGGAGCAAGACUCUGACAUAUCUGAUUCAGAUAACGAUGAUGAUGAUGAGGAGGAGGAGGAGGAGGAGGAGGGCAUGCACAGUGACGUUGAGAAGCCAAAAAAGAAAGCUACAGCAAAGAGGCCGGCUGCUAAGACCAAGAAAGCCGACAGCAGCAGUAAUAGACAGAAAAAGACUGCCACUGCUUGCAAAACUGCGUUCGACAGCUCGGACGAUGACGAGCCGUUGAUAAAGAUUAUCAAGAAGCCUCCGACAGACGAGCAGCUGAAGGAGACCGUGAAGAGGCUUCUGAAAGACGCAAACCUAGAGGAGAUGACCAUGAAGCAGAUCUGCCAGAAAGUAUACAACACAUACCCAGAGUAUGACCUGACCAGCAGGAAGGACUAUGUCAAGCAGACUGUAAAAGAGCUGAUUUCCCAAAGAACAUAACUGUCCUUGUGACAAAGAGAACUGUGUUACGUGAAUGUUCCAAAUCUGGAAAAGGAUUAACACGAGAAUGUAUGUAGCAACCUCAUUAUAACCCCAGUUUUACUUCUGUGUUCAUUUGAGAUUUUUUAUUUGAAUCAAUGCUUUUAUACAUGUUUCUGUAUUAAGUAACUUCUCUUCUCUUAGGUCAUAUUUAUCAUGCUUAUUAAGAUUUAUGUAUUCAAGUAAGUGGUUGUUUAUAAUGUGUGUUUUGUUAAUAAACACACCCUACUGAUCUCAA